UAAACGGGACUUAUGGAAUGGAUCGAAACCAAGAUUGAGCAUUCCUUCAAUAUUGAAUCAAAUGACAUCAGAUCGUGUCACUUGUUAGGUUGCUCUUUUCAUAACUAUAGUUUUAUUAUUAAUGAUCACCAAACGAUAUUCUCUCCCAACAUUGAGAUCACAACCAAGUUACCUGAUGAGCCCUUAUCUCAAGCCAUUAUUUCAUGUGAGCAGACAGAAGCCUGUGUAUGUUAUCUAUUAACAAAACGUGGUAAUGUGUAUCUGUGGAAUGUCUUUCAACAAAAUACUAGACAAGCAGAGAAAAGGCCAAGGCUUGAGACAAAUCAUUAUGAAUUACAAAAGAUUCGUGAAAGAGUAUAUUAUAUUGCUUCUGCCGACCCUAGUGGCGUUUACAUGUUUUCUGAUCAACAAUGUGAGAUAUAUCAAGGUAAAGUACUUCCUGCUGACUUAGGUGGCGUAAGUUCAAAGGUGACCUAUCAUCAAUUCUAUCAAAACUUGGAUCCAGUCAUCGCUCGGUUCUUUUCGAUAAAGGACCAAGGUUUUAUUUAUGGUACUGCGUUAGGAGCUGUCUUUUGUCGUAACUCGAGCCAGGCUAAUCUUGUCCAAGAUCUGAAGCUGAUAGCCUUUGACAAUGAAAAAGUAAAGUACAUAGAGAUAGUUCGAUCAGAAGAAGUGAGUGGUAUACUGGCGAUUGGUAACCAGGGAACCAUAAUGAUGUACUACAAGUUUGUUGAUGACAGUACUGUUCAUCUUCAACAGUUCAAUAUCCAAGCUCCAAUUUACUCCUUGGACAAGAUUCAGGAUUUUAAUUAUGUUGUGUCUAAUGGAAUUGGCAAAGUAUCCAUGAUGUCCUUUAAAUUUAAUCAAAGGGAGGUUGAGCUGGAACUAUUACCAUUCCAAGGUUUAAACCAAGUGUCAGCAUUAAGGAUCCUUGAUAGGAUUACAUUAGAGGUGCUGUGUGACAAUGGCGAAUACCAAAGAGUCAAAUUCAACCCUGAGGCAACUUCAGUUGGAAAUAACCCUGAGGCGAUUCAUGUUCUGAUACAAGAUGCCCUGAAAGAGCUGGCAUUAGGUGAAACAAGUCUAAAAGAGAUGGAAAGAGAAGAACAAGAACUAAAUGAUAAACUGGUCUCUGUCAAUCAAACGCUGUAUGCUAUUCAGAGUAUCGACAUAAGAAGAAAGAAAGGGUUGGGAAAUUCAUUACAAGACACAGGCUUUGAGUUUACUCUAUGUCCUGUUGUCAAGCCAGCCUCGAUUGCCAACACAUGUUUACAGCCAGUAACUUAUUUGCGCGCUUGCAUAAAAACCUCAAUGUUCCUACAAUUAGAGCAUUGGGAAUUAUCGCUUGACCUGUUUCCGUUCGAGGUAUCCACAAAGGAUGCUGGUAUGACUCAAUAUGUGCCUGUCGUAGGCUUCGAAACACACUAUGAACAGCAUAUGGAACGAUAUUCUGUGUGGGAGCGUGACAUUCCUCUCGAUCUCAAUCGAUGCUCUUUACCGUUGAAGGCCACUUGUACUCUAAUCAUGAUAUCUUCUGAACAAAAGGAACUGAGAUUCCCAUUAGCUGAAAUGAUCGUGGAUGACAUUCACUUUGCCAUACCUUGCACUUCAGAUUUAAUUGAAAGUAUAGAAAGACGAGGACUAGAUGAAGUAACAAAUAGGCUAAAUCAGUCAUAUCAACUUUUAACAUUGUUGGAUAAAACAAAUCCAUUUGCAAGAUUAUUGAGAAAACACCCUGAUUCUCUUCAUCAAAAAUUAUUGAACUAUAAGCAGUCAAGUAUUCGGUGUAUAGUUGAUCCGUCGAUGACGAAUGAACAGUAUCGAUCUAUUUUAGCCAAUUUGCUUUCUGAAGGACGCAGGAUGGAUGAGAUAAAGAAUAUGAUAUGCCAUGCCGAACAAGCUUAUUUUACUUUAGCGUCAUUUCCAGCAAGCCCAAUUAUGUUAAAGUUGACAAAGCUAUCCAUAAAUGAAAUCGAUAUUGUCAUUCAGUGUGCACAUACGCCUGCUCUAUUCAAAGCAGAGGCUACCCUUCUUUUAAGGCUAUAUCAUUACUAUUUUUGUAAAGAAAAAGACAAGGAAAUGAACGAUUCAUUUUUCAAGAUGAUAAAGUUACUUGAUAACCAAAUAGAACAACUUCGAGAGCUCUAUCAUCAAGAUAAAAUGGAAAUUGAUUGCAAUGAUAAAACGUUAUUUGGUUCUAUCAAAGAAGCAGUUGAUUUGAUAUCUAAUGUCAACAACCAAGUUUCUAUUGGAUUUGUUAAGUUUUUAUAAGUUAAUUCAUGCUCCGAAUGCAUGAAUCUCACUUACGCA
Molecule: messenger RNA, 2310 nt
Organism: Rhizopus microsporus ATCC 52813
Lineage: Eukaryota; Fungi; Mucoromycota; Mucoromycetes; Mucorales; Rhizopodaceae
Exons: 11
Coding region: 13-2271 (752 amino acids)
Source: RefSeq, a predicted model, not a curated record